Messenger RNA from Nelumbo nucifera (sacred lotus), 2989 nucleotides. RefSeq names its product Zinc finger C-x8-C-x5-C-x3-H type family protein. Lineage: Eukaryota; Viridiplantae; Streptophyta; Magnoliopsida; Proteales; Nelumbonaceae. Gene Ontology annotation, biological process: mRNA splicing, via spliceosome. The record is from RefSeq and is a predicted model, not a curated record. Gene Ontology annotation, molecular function: RNA binding; metal ion binding. Gene Ontology annotation, cellular component: U2AF complex.
CGUCUCUUCGCUUUCGAUUUUGUUAAUAAUCGGACAACUUCGAACUUGUUUCGACGAACUUCGACCACCGAACGAGGAAUGCCAUCGACUGUUUGGCGUCUACAACCCUAAUUACCACCGGACGUGGAAUCCCUAUUAGUCAAAUUUCUCUCAAAGUCUCCAACUGAUCCAAACACUGUUGCUUCCCUUUCUCUUCUGUCUGUCUCUCUACAUGUGUGUGAACACGAAAUUGGAAACAGUGUGGGUUUUCUGAGUUCUUUGCUUUCGAGCAUUGGAGUGUCUAGAACCACCCCAUAGCAGGGGGAUUGAUUUUAGGAUGACGGAGCAGGUUACAGCAGAAAUGGAGGAGAAAAAGCCGUUAAAAAUGGAAAGUCAAGUGGAUCUAUGUCGAAAAGAGAGGAGAAAAAUUGCAAAGAAGCUAAAGAGGAAGCAGAUUAGGAGAGAGAUUGCACUGAAGGAACGGGAAGAAGAAGAAGCUCGAUUGAAUGAUCCCGAAGAACAGCUUAGGAUUCGUUUAAAGGAACAAGAAGAGGCUAAGGUAUUGGAAAGGGAGAGGAAAGCAUUUGAAGAACGUGAGAGGUUGUGGAUUGAGGCUGCAAAGAAAACGGAAGAGGAGGCGCAGAAGAAGCUGCUUGAAGAAUCACCUAACAAUCAGAUUGAACAAGAGAAUGUAUUAAAGGAAGAAGAUGACGAUAAUGCUUGGGACUAUGUAGAAGAAGGGCCUGCAGAAAUAAUCUGGCAAGGAAAUGAGAUAAUUGUCAAGAAGAAAAGGGUUAAAGUCCCUAAGAAAAAUGUGGAUGAGAAACCUAAAAUUGAGGGUGCUGACAGACCUACAUCCAAUCCUCUUCCUCCACAAUCUGAAGCUUUCAUUGCAUAUAAGAACACAUCAUCUAUUUCUGCGCAAGAGGUCUUUGAGAGUGUUGCUCAACAAAUCCCAAAUUUUGGAACUGAACAGGAUAAAGCUCAUUGUCCUUUUCAUAUCAAAACUGGAGCCUGUCGUUUUGGGUCUCGUUGCAGCAGAGUUCACUUUUAUCCUGAUAAAUCUUGCACAAUGCUUAUCAAGAACAUGUAUAAUGGACCUGGCCUUGCUUGGGAACAAGAUGAGGGGCUUGAGUACACAGAUGAAGAGGUUGAGCGGUGUUAUGAAGAGUUUUAUGAGGAUGUGCACACAGAAUUUCUGAAGUUUGGGGAACUUGUCAAUUUCAAGGUGUGUAAGAAUGGUUCCUUUCAUUUGCGUGGGAAUGUAUAUGUGCACUAUAAGUCCCUGGAAUCAGCUGUUCUUGCAUAUCAUUCCAUGAAUGGUCGCUAUUAUGCUGGCAAACAGAUAACAUGUGAGUUUGUUGGUGUGACCAGAUGGAAGGUUGCAAUAUGUGGGGAGUACAUGAAGUCUAGGCUCAGGACAUGCUCACAUGGUACAGCCUGCAACUUUAUCCACUGCUUUCGAAAUCCUGGUGGAGACUAUGAAUGGGCUGAUUGGGAUAACCCACCUCCUAAGUACUGGGUCAAAAAGAUGGCUGCUUUAUUUGGUCCUUCAGAUGAAUUGAUAAAUGGCAAAGACAUGGAGCCAGAAACUGGGGGGCAACUGAAGAGGUCCAGCAAUAAGAUAACAGCAAAUUGGGACAGGUAUUACUCAAGAAGCCGCUCAACAAGGUCUAGAUCUAAAGAUGUAGAUUGGUCGGAUGCUGGUUCUAGUAGAGACCAUGCCAAGGAAAAUGAUGACCACCAACAAAGUAGCCAUUUGAAGAGGAACAGACACUUAAUUAUUGGUAGGAAGGAGAGAAGUUCUCAUGAUAGGAUGCGACAAUCUGAAGAGAAUUUCUCUGAAGAUGAUAGAUAUGAUGGCAGGAUCAGUCAUGAUUCUGAUUCGAGUGAGGAUUACUCUGAUAGGGAUGACAGAGAACGAAAUAGUAGUUAUUCAAGAGAGUAUCUCCAGAGAAAGGGGAUGGAUCAUCCCAAUGGUCACAGAAGAACUGACAUGAAAGAUGGAUUACAAUAUCAUGAUUCCAGUAGAAAAUAUUCAGAUUUACAUAGAGCCCGAAAGCACAGUCACUCAAGCAGAAGAGAGGGCUCAAGUACACAGAUAAAGGAGAGCGAUUCUCUUGAUGAGGAUAUGAAAUCAGAAGAAUGUGGUGAAGCUUAUAUUACUAGUCGGUAUGAUGGUAGACAUACAUCACAUGAUCAUGAUUCUGAUCACCACACUGAUGAUAGCAUGGACAAAUGUGGUAGUUGGGAAACAGAAAGUUUCCAUGAGGAGCAUGAUAAAUCCAGGAGGAUUGAUGAUGAUCAACAAAGGUAUAAUUGGAAAUACAAAUCCCAUGGUCAAAACUCUGGUUGGAGAUAUCAUGAAAAAAGGUCCAGAUGCAGUAGGCAAUCUGCCCAUGACAGACACUCAAACAGUAGGCAGAAAGAGAAACAUAGAUCUCACACUCAUGAGCGUGACAAGGUAUAUAAAUACCAGAAGCAGGGGUCUGAUGAUGAGUGUUCAUCCUUCAAUAAGUCUGAGGGAAAGUCAUGCCAACAAGAUGAAGCUUACUACUCUGUGCCAAAUAAUUCAAAUAACAGUCACUCCACCCCUGAAGAAUUUGGGGAUAAUUCCGACAAUGCUGAACAUGAGAAGAAAUAUAGAGUUAGCAGAAGGGGUAGAGACCGGAGGAAAAAGUAUGAGAGCAAAGAGGUUGCGGAGAUUGGACAUAGCGUUGUGGGUAGAAAAGGUAAUGCCUCUAGGAAGAGAUUGAGAAGUGAAUCUCCUCUUCAUCGUUCUAGCAGAUCUAAGAGAGAGGAGCCACUGCAGAAAUGAUGCAUAGAUCUCCCACUUGGAUGUCUUAUGGUUUAGCUUAAACAGAUUUUGAAAUUCUGUUUUAGCCUUUUAGCUAUCGUCAGGUGUCAUGUUCAUAUUCCAACUGAAGGUAGUAGACUUGCUCCAAGGAAGUGGGAGCAUGUGAUGUAGUUUAUAUCUCCAUAUCUUACUUUGGAGUUACCAAUUCACUGA